UGUGACGUCAACACGUCAGCUCGUUUAUGUUUACAUCGCGUCAGUUUUUCGCAGGCGAGCUAGGCGAUAUUGUGGCCGCAUCCAAACAUGUCGCUGGGAAAUUCACAACAUACGUGUUCAUGUAACUGAUGGACGUCGUAGGUUUGUGCGACACAACCGCCGUGGUCCGUAUUCACACGUAAAGGCACACCUCAGGUCUGUCUCUAGAAGCUCUUCUCCGGUCACCAUGGGCGGAGCCGUCAGUGCGGGAGAGGACAACGAUGAGUUGAUCGACAACCUUAAGGAAGCCCACUAUAUCCGUUCAGAUCUGGUGGAAAGAGCCUUCAGAGCCAUCGACAGAGCUGACUAUUAUCUGGAGGAGUUUCGUGACAAUGCUUAUAAAGAUCUGGCAUGGAGGCAUGGAAACCUCCAUCUGUCUGCUCCGUGUAUUUACUCUGAGGUGAUGGAGGCCUUGGACCUGCAGCCUUGCCUGUCUUUUCUUAACCUGGGCAGUGGAACGGGGUAUCUCAGCACCAUGGUGGGCCUUAUACUAGGUCCAUUUGGUGUAAAUCAUGGUGUUGAACUUCACGCUGAUGUGGUCGAAUAUGCCUAUCAGAAACUUGACUUCUUCAUCAAAAACAGUGACAGCUUUGACAAGUUCGAGUUUUGUGAACCCACCUUUGUGGUGGGGAACUGUCUGGAGAUCCCACCAGAGAGCAGACAGUACGACAGGGUUUACUGUGGUGCUGGAGUCCAGAAGGAGUAUGAGAACUACAUGAAGAACCUGUUGAAGGUUGGCGGCAUCUUGGUUCUGCCCCUGGAGGAAAAGUUAACCAGGAUCACCCGCACAGGUCAAAGCUCCUGGGAGACCAAGAAAAUCAUUGCUGUGACUUUUGCCCCACUGGUUCAGCCCAAGCAGAAUGUCAACGGCAGACCUAAAAGCGUCCCCUUACCCAUUUUUGAUGUGCGGACUUUGCAGGACCUUUGCCGGAUCGCUAUCCGACACACUCUGCGUCAGCCUAUAGCCAUGGGGGAAGGACGGUCAAAGAGACGCGUGUCUUUCCCGGGGGCUCGGGCCAUGCAUCGCUACGGCCCCCGUUUCGAACGGCGCCGUUUCUGUCGCCGGUUCUACAGGCAGUGCGUCAACUCCGUGGUCCUCCACGACUCAAUGAUUCCCACCGCAAUGGACGACUGCAACUACCCCGGCGAAGUGGAGGAGGAAGAAGAGGAGGUGGAGGAGGAAGAGGAAAGAAGUUGUCGCAGAGUGAGAGAAGACCUGCCCGAGGAAGACGAGGAGGAAGGUGUUUGUACCGAAGAUGAGCAAAGCACAGGCGGGGCGGCCUGCGCCGAGCCUCCUGUUAACAUUCUGAGGGAGAGGAUUCUGAGACUCCCAUUACCUGAGCCACUGAAGAUGUAUCUGCUGUAUUAUAGGGAGAAAUGAAGCAUAAUGAGACGUGAUGAGACAUAAUAGGAGCGGUGUAGCGCUAAAGCGAUUAGGCAUAGAGAAAAGAUUUCCUCUUCUACAAACUUCUCGAACUGGAUUAGCAUGACAAUGAAGUCCUUCGAAAAUGACAUCAUGAUAUCCAUAUCCCUUUGACAAGCAAAGCAACUGGAUUGGAAAUGUACAGAAAUGGAAGUGAAGGACCGAGCUAAAUUUCCAGAACAAUCGCCCGAGCUCAAAUUUGAGGCUACAUAAUUUCAGCGUUCCACUCACUUGAGAUGAUCCACCGUGCCGUCCCUGUGGGCAUUGCGUGAGGUUGCAUCAAGCUCUUUUAGAGGAGCAUCACUUUGAGAUGUUCUAUAGAUUGAUAUGAUGGACCCAAGAGUUGAAUAUUUUUCUAUAGCUUUACAAAAGACCCCAAAGUUGGCCCUUUACUCUUACUCUUCUAAAGUAACUUACAGUGUCUGCAUGUCAGUAUUCAGAUUUGUGACAGAGAGUGUAUCAUAUAACAUCAUGUAGUUUUGAUUACCGUUGCCGGUUGUUAUAUUUCUCACGGCAAUGUAAUGUCUUCACAGUCGGGGGAUGUCAUUUUUGGCCUCGGUUAUCAGCCCUCAGAUACAAGAAAUGGUAUACAAUAUCAUUUCAUGAUAUCACAAGCAAUUUCAUUGUAUAGAUCAUAUGGAACACAGUGAACAUUUUUAUUGAAAUUCCAUUUAUUAGUAAUCACAAAUGUUUUAUUGUUGUCGUCAGAUACAUAAAGCACUUUGAUAGGGCUGUUAAAGGAUUAAUGUUUUUAUAAAUACAAAAUUCACAUGCACAGUACACAGACUAAUAUUAUGUAAACACAAACUUUCAUUCUGGAUUUGAUUAAUCGCUAUUAAUCCUUUGAGAGCCAAACACUAUUGUUCACCUAAAUGCUUCAUAUUUCAAUUCAAUUACGAAAAUUUCAGUCGUUAUGCUUAAAGUCCAUGAACCUGCAUAGGAAGAUAUUUUAGUAUUUUUUUCUUUUUCAGACAGAAAAAGACCAAAAUGUUACCUUUAUUGUUUGACCAAAAAUAGGGGGAAAAAUCUGCUUUUAGUUGGGGCACUCUGAGCAUACUGUAGGUGGAUCUGGCAACCCUUGGACUGGAUUUCUACACUUGAGUUUUGGGUGCAACUGCUUUUCAUUAUUUGUCCUUGAUGAGACCAAUGGUUUAGUCGCCCUUUAAUCUUGGAUAUUAUCAUCGUAAUUACAGCGAAUUCUUUUGCUCAUUUGUAAUACAUGCCAACCAGGUUUUGCUUCAGAAGACUGUGUCCUUGUAGGAAAUAAAUCAUUCAAUAAAGUUUGAGUUUGCAC
Triplophysa dalaica is the source of this 2756-nucleotide messenger RNA. RefSeq names its product protein-L-isoaspartate O-methyltransferase domain-containing protein 2. Lineage: Eukaryota; Metazoa; Chordata; Actinopteri; Cypriniformes; Nemacheilidae. Gene Ontology annotation, biological process: protein modification process. Gene Ontology annotation, cellular component: cytoplasm. The coding region runs from base 227 to 1420 and encodes 397 amino acids. The record is from RefSeq and is a predicted model, not a curated record. The transcript is spliced from 6 exons. Gene Ontology annotation, molecular function: protein-L-isoaspartate (D-aspartate) O-methyltransferase activity.